GGAGAGCAGCAGCGGGUCGCUCUGCUUUUGGCUCUUGCUAACUAUGCCGUGUCCUCCUUCUGUUCAGCUUAUAGUUGGGUUUUUUUCCCAAAGGACCUUCUCAGGAAAUAAGCUGCAUCAUUGACUGCUUUUCUUCUUUGGUUGUAUUCAUAAACUUACUUUUCUGUGCCUUUGUAGUAGUCGCUUUUGCCUCAAGCACAAAGUAAUCAUUGUUGGUCUGGAUAAUGCAGGAAAAACAACCAUCCUUUACCAGUUUUCUAUGAAUGAAGUGGUGCAUACGUCUCCUACGAUAGGCAGCAAUGUAGAAGAGAUAGUGGUUAAUAACACACGAUUUCUAAUGUGGGAUAUUGGAGGGCAAGAGUCUCUUCGAUCUUCAUGGAAUACUUAUUAUACAAACACAGAGUUUGUCAUUGUUGUUGUGGACAGCACAGACAGAGAGAGAAUUUCUGUAACUAAAGAAGAACUUUAUAAAAUGUUAGCACAUGAGGACUUAAAGAAAGCAGGGUUGCUUAUUUUUGCUAACAAACAAGAUGUUAAAGAGUGCAUGACGAUAGCUGAAAUAUCCCAGUUUCUGAAACUAACUUCAGUUAAAGAUCACCAGUGGCAUAUCCAGGCAUGUUGUGCUCUGACUGGCGAAGGAUUGUGCCAAGGACUUGAAUGGAUGAUGUCGAGACUUAAAAUCAGAUGAUUUUUAAUUAUCUCUUUGCACCGACAUUGCAUAAAAUGCUGUACCAAUGGAUACCUGGUUUACCUGUGCUUAUGGUAACCUGGAAAUUAAUGGGUUAAGUGUAUUUAUAAUAAAACUGAGUUCAACUUUAUUUUCUACAUUAUCACCACCACUUUGAAAACAGAUGAAGAUGAACGCUCUAGUUUGUUUUCCCAUUAGUUUCCUCAGAAGAUAGGUUUAAAAACUGUGGUUGCUUUCUUCUCAAGAUAAAGCCACUCAGGACUCUACGUUUGGUGAGUAUGAAGUGAGAGGAAGGAAUUUUUAACUUUACAUUUUGUAUUCCAAUAUAAUCCUCCUAGUUGAAGAUGUUGGCCUCAUUAUUCCAGUAAAUUAGCAAGCAAAUCAGUGGUAUAGGUAUUAACUUUCUAGUAUUUUAAAGACUUAUUGAAAUGUACUACAGAUAAAAAAAAAUCCCUCUGUGUACUGUACAUAUUUGUGCAUAUUUAUACCUUAAAUUUAGAGUAACUGAAAUCUGUUCAAGAAAAAGUGAAUAACACUGAAUCUCCAUGUACUGAGUACUAAUGCUGAGAUUGUUGACGUCACAACUGUUUUUCUUUUGUUCUCUGUACUGCUCUAACCAUCACCAAAUAAUUGGUGCACCAUUUCUUUAUAAAAUGAAAUCUCUUAAGACUA
Molecule: messenger RNA, 1360 nt
Organism: Pelodiscus sinensis (Chinese soft-shelled turtle)
Lineage: Eukaryota; Metazoa; Chordata; Testudines; Trionychidae
Gene: ARL5A
Product: ARF like GTPase 5A
Molecular function (GO): GTPase activity; GTP binding
Source: RefSeq, a predicted model, not a curated record